CCCGGACCUGCUGGCCGGCCAAAGUGCGGAGGAGGAGACAGAAGACAGCAUCUUGUCCCCCAUCCCUAUGGGGUCACCGUCCCCCUUCCCCACCAGUGAGGACUUCACUCCCAAGGAGGGCUCGCCCUAUGAGGCUCCGGUCUACAUUCCCGAAGAUAUUCCCAUCCCACCAGACUUUGAGCUGCGAGAGUCUUCCAUCCCAGGGGCAGGCCUGGGGAUCUGGGCCAAGAGGAAGAUGGAAGUCGGGGAGAGGUUUGGCCCCUGCAUGGUGGCGCCGCGGGCCGCGCUCAAGGAAGCUGACUUUGCAUGGGAGAUCUCUGAAGACCUGGGCAGUGAGAAGUUCUGUGUGGAGACUCAUCAGACGGGGGCCGGCAGCUGGCUCAAGUACAUCCGUGUGGCGUGCUCCUGCGAUGACCAAAACCUCACCAUGUGUCAGAUCAACGAGCAGGUUUAUUAUAAAGUCAUUAAGGACAUCGAGCCGGGUGAGGAGCUGUUGGUGCACGUGAAGGAGGGUGCCUACUCCCUGGGUGCAGUGCCACCCAGCCUGGAUGAGGAACCCACGUUCCGCUGUGAUGAGUGUGACGAGCUCUUCCAGUGCAAACUAGACCUGCGUCGCCACAAGAAGUACGCGUGCGGCUCGACAGGGGCCACACUCUAUGAGGGCCUGGGGGAGGAGCUCAAGCCGGAUGGCCUUGGCAGUGGCGGCAGUGACGGGCAGGCUCACGAGUGCAAGGACUGCGAGCGGAUGUUCCCCAACAAGUACAGCUUGGAGCAACACAUGAUCGUCCACACGGAGGAGCGAGAGUACAAGUGUGACCAGUGCCCCAAGGCCUUCAACUGGAAGUCCAACCUCAUCCGUCAUCAGCUAUCCCACGACAGUGGCAAACGCUUCGAAUGUGAAAACUGUGUGAAGGUGUUCACGGACCCCAGCAACCUGCAGCGGCAUAUCCGCUCACAGCACGUCGGUGCCCGAGCCCAUGCCUGCCCUGACUGCGGCAAGACCUUCGCCACAUCCUCCGGCCUGAAGCAACACAAACACAUCCACAGCACGGUGAAGCCUUUCAUAUGUGAGGUCUGCCACAAGUCCUACACGCAGUUCUCCAACCUGUGCCGACACAAGCGGAUGCACGCCGACUGCCGCACGCAGAUCAAGUGCAAGGACUGUGGGCAGAUGUUUAGCACCACCUCCUCCCUCAACAAACACCGGCGCUUCUGCGAGGGCAAGAACCAUUACACGGCCGGGGGCGUCUUUGCCCCAGGCCUGCCCUUGACCCCCAGCCCCAUGAUGGACAAGACAAAACCCUCCCCCACCCUCAACCACAGGGGCCUGGGCUUCAGUGAGUACUUCCCCUCCAGGCCGCACCCUGGGAGCCUGCCCUUCUCUGCAGCUCCCCCGGCCUUCCCCACGCUCACUCCUGGCUUCCCGGGCAUCUUCCCUCCAUCCUUGUACCCCCGGCCACCUCUGCUACCUCCCACACCACUGCUCAAGAGCCCCCUGAACCACACCCAGGACGCCAAACUCCCCAGCCCCCUCGGGAACCCAGCCCUGCCCCUCAUCUCCGCGGUCAGCAACAGCAGCCAGGGCACCACAGUGGCCACGGGGCCCGAGGAGAAGUUUGAGAACUGCUUGGAGGUCACAUAUGCAGAAAAGGUCAAGACCAGGAGCCUCGACAUGUCUGAUGGCAGCGACCUUGAGGACAUCAACACCACGACAGGGACCGACCUGGACACCACCACAGGGACAGGCUCAGACCUGGACAGCGAUGUAGACAGUGAUCGAGACAAAGUCAAAGACAAGGGCAAGCAGGCCGAGGCCAAGCCUGAGUUUGGGAGCGGCUCGGCACCUCCAGGGGCGGUGAACAGCAUGGCCGAGGUGCCUGUCUUCUAUUCCCAACACUCAUUCUUCCCACCACCCGAGGAGCAGCUGCUGACCGCCUCAGGUGCCGCCGGGGACUCCAUCAAAGCCAUUGCCUCCAUCGCCGAGAAGUACUUUGGUCCAGGCUUCAUGGGCAUGCAAGAAAAAAAGCUGGGCUCGCUGCCCUACCACUCGGUGUUCCCCUUCCAGUUCUUGCCCAACUUCCCCCACUCCCUCUACCCCUUCACGGACCGAGCCCUCACCCACAGCCUGCUGGUCAAGGCCGAGCCAAAGUCACCCCGGGACGCCCUUAAGGUGGGCGGCCCCAGUGCUGAGUGCCCCUUCGACCUCACCACCAAACCAAAAGAGGCAAAGCCUGUCCUGCCUACACCCAAGGCGCCCUCGGUCCCCAAGGCACCCUCGGUCCCCACGUCUGGUGAGGAGCAGCCACUGGACCUAAGCAUAGGCAGCAGGGUCCGUGCCAGUCAAAAUGGAGGUGGCCGGGAACCCCGGAAGAACCACGUGUACGGCGAGCGGAAGCCAGGGAUUGGCGAGGGGCUGCCCAAGGUGUGCCCAGCACAGCUGCCCCAGCAGCCUUCCCUGCACUAUGCCAAGCCCUCACCCUUCUUCAUGGACCCCAUCUACAGCAGGGUAGAAAAGCGGAAAGUGGCAGACCCCAUGGGAGUGCUCAAGGAGAAGUACCUGCGGCCGUCCCCACUGCUCUUCCACCCCCAGGUGUCAGCCAUUGAAACCAUGACAGAGAAGCUGGAGAGCUUUGCAGCCAUGAAAGCCGACUCGGGCAGCUCCCUUCAGCCCCUGCCCCACCACCCCUUCAACUUCCGCUCCCCGCCCCCGACACUCUCAGACCCCAUCCUCAGGAAGGGCAAGGAGCGAUACACGUGCAGGUACUGUGGCAAGAUCUUCCCCAGAUCAGCAAAUCUUACCAGACACCUGAGGACACACACUGGGGAACAGCCGUACAGGUGCAAAUACUGUGAUCGGUCCUUCAGCAUCUCCUCCAACCUCCAGCGGCACGUGAGGAACAUCCACAACAAGGAGAAGCCCUUCAAGUGCCACCUGUGCAACCGCUGCUUUGGACAGCAGACCAACCUGGACAGACACCUGAAGAAGCACGAGCAUGAGGGCGCGCCAGUGAGCCAGCACACCGGGGUCCUCACAAACCACCUGGGCACCAGCGUCUCCUCCCCCACCUCUGAGUCAGACAACCACGCGCUUUUAGAUGAGAAAGAAGACUCUUAUUUCUCUGAAAUCAGAAACUUUAUUGCCAAUAGUGAGAUGAACCAGGCAUCAGCACGAACAGACAAACGGCCCGAGGUCCAGGACCUGGAUGGCAACCCUCAGUGUCCAGGCUCAGCCAGUGAGAAGCUAGAGGAUGUGGAGGAAGAGGAGGAAGAGGAGCUAGAGGACGAGGAUGAUGACAGCCUGGCAGGGAAGUCACAGGUUGACACUGUGUCCCCCACGCCUGAGCCCCAGGGUAUCUAUGAGGAUGAAGAGGACGAGGAACCACCUGCCUCCCUGGCCAUGGGCUUCGAUCACACCCGAAGGUGUGUUGAGGAGCGAGGAGGCGGUCUUUUAGCUUUGGAGCCUACGCCGACCUUUGGGAAGGGGCUGGACCUCCGCAGAGCAGCUGAGGAAGCAUUUGAAGUUAAAGAUGUGCUUAAUUCCGCCCUAGAUUCUGAGGCUUUAAAACAGACCCUGUACAGGCAGGCUAAAAACCAGGCGUAUGCAAUGAUGCUGUCCCUUUCCGAGGAUGGUCCUCUCCACGCCCCUUCUCAGAGCUCGCUGGACGCUUGGUUGAACAUCACAGGAGCUACAUCAGAGUCUGGAGUCUUUAACCCCAUCAAUCACCUCUGAGAGCCCAGGAGGCCCCAGGGCGAGUCCAAAGCCAGGGCACCAGCUGCGGGGGAUGGAGAAGAGGCCAGGGAGAAGCCCUUGCCACUUGCACUUGGCCAUUCCUCAGCGUCCUGCCCCACCCUCCAUGGUUCAGCGCUAACCUUUCCAAUGAAAACCCAGAACCUAGAAGUCUCUGAAGCAGUAGGUAAUCUUCACCAUCUCUAAGAACUUGUCUUGAGUACACUGUUCUACAUCCACCCAUAGCCAUCCAAGUGCCACUCACGGAGCUGCCGUGCAGAUCAACCCAGUGGGAAAGAGCGGAGCUCCAGCCAGGACUGAAGCUGGUGUACCACUUCCAGGCACCUGUGUGGCAUGGAGGAGGGGAAGAGAAAGAUGCGGUGUGUGCUAAGGAGAGAGA
Messenger RNA from Castor canadensis (American beaver), 4127 nucleotides. NCBI's taxonomy places the organism in Eukaryota, Metazoa, Chordata, Mammalia, Rodentia, Castoridae. The record is from RefSeq and is a predicted model, not a curated record.